UGUGCAAACUGACUUUUGAGUAUUAUAGGUAGUUACAACAAAUUUACAAAUAUUCCCAAUAUAUGUUGCGAUGGAAAAUAUGGUCUACUAAAUAUUAGUUUUACUAAUAAUCUUUAUUCAACAUGGACCCUCUUUUCCUCGCCAUUACCCGCUUUCGUCAACGCCAAUUUCCAGAGGCCAUAUCACACUGUGGAGAAAUUCUGAGAAAGAAUCCUCUAGAUCAGGCUGCGUGGAGUCUGAAAACGAGAGCAUUAACGGAACAAGUUCGUGUCGACUUUUUAGAAAUAUUUGACGACGGAAUUGCUGAAGCUGUAUUUAGCGAGGACACCAUCGCAACGACGGCCCGGCCUGGCACGUCGCUUCGAACCCCUGCCACAUCAGGGGGUCGGCUUCCUACUCGAGAUGGACCAAGUCCUGCCAUCAGACCUGUGACCCAGUCGGGUCGCCCAGUUUCCGGUGUGCUGCGACCCGGCUCGUCCUCCUCCGCCCGUCCUGGGACCAGUUUGGACCAAGCGUUGCGGAGUCGUGCGACCACGGCGAGACCAAUCUCCGCCUCGACGGGGAGACACGUCCGCCUGGGGACGGCGUCCAUGAUCUCGUCCGGCGAUGAGGAUGCCGCCUUCAUCAAUGUCUCGAGACUUAAUCUGCAUAAGUAUGGGAGGGAGGACGCUUUGGCCAAACCACUCUUUGAAUAUCUAUUUUACGUUGAGAACGACGCUAAAAGGGCCCUGGAACUUGCCACUGUGGGGUCUCGCUCCACGAACGUGCCUUCCUGGUGGUGGGAGGUCCAGUUGGCCCUCUGCUGGCUCCGUUUGGGACAACCACGCACCGCGGAGAAGCAUUUUCGCGCCUCGCUCGCCAUCGAAGCCAUGCUCGUCGGGUAUCUCGGACUGACCAAGGUUUAUCUUAAACUGGAUCAGCCCUUAGCGGCUUUGGAGUCUUGUGGGAAAGGGUUGGAACGCUUUCCUAACGAUGUGAGUCUCAUCAUUGAGAUGGCGAGGAUACAAGAAGGUCUGGGUGCGAUGGGGGCGAGUGUAAAACUUUACAAAGACGUCCUUACUCAAGAUGCGUCCAAUAUUGAAGCCAUCGCGUGCAUCGGGAUGCAUCAUUUUUACACGGAUCAGCCCGAAGUGGCACUCCGCUUUUACAGACGCCUCCUCCAAAUGGGUCUCUACACGGCGGAGUUGUUCGUAAACUUGGGUCUCUGCUGCUUCUACUCGCAGCAGUACGACAUGACGCUGAAUUGUUUUCAGAGGGCACUCCACAUCGCGGGAAACGACACACUGCCCGACGUGUGGUACAAUUUGGGUCAGAUCGCCAUGGGUCUCAGCGACACGACGUGGGCCGCCCAAUGCUUUCGCUUGGCGAUAUCUUGUGAUAACAACCACUCCGAGGCUUACAAUAAUCUCGGAGUGCUCGAAGCACGAAAGGGGAACCACGAGGGGGCCGUAGCGUUUUUUAAGACGGCCUCAUCCCUGUCGCCACUCAUGUUCGAACCGUUAUACAAUCAGGCCAAGAUUGCGGAUUCGGUUGGGGAUCUCCAAAAUGCAUAUGUUAUCGUACAAAAAGCCCUCGCCAACUAUCCUGAACAUGCCGAUUCGAAACAGUUGCUGCAAAAAUUGAGGGUUUAUUUCGAAACUAUGUAAAACCACUUGUGUGUUUUAGUGUCAAAUUGAAUAAUCUGGUGACCAGAUGACUAAUCAAAGAUCGAUAUAAGUAUUGUAAAACAUUUUAAUAUGCAAGAUUUAAUAAAAAUACGCCGGAUAUUUAUUUA
Folsomia candida is the source of this 1774-nucleotide messenger RNA. RefSeq names its product tetratricopeptide repeat protein 8 (gene BBS8). Gene Ontology annotation, cellular component: ciliary basal body; BBSome; non-motile cilium. The record is from RefSeq and is a predicted model, not a curated record. The transcript has 7 exons. Gene Ontology annotation, molecular function: protein binding. NCBI's taxonomy places the organism in Eukaryota, Metazoa, Arthropoda, Collembola, Entomobryomorpha, Isotomidae. Bases 123 to 1646 code for a protein of 507 amino acids. Gene Ontology annotation, biological process: non-motile cilium assembly.